Molecule: messenger RNA, 3207 nt
Organism: Protopterus annectens (West African lungfish)
Lineage: Eukaryota; Metazoa; Chordata; Ceratodontiformes; Protopteridae
Gene: GAREM1
Product: GRB2 associated regulator of MAPK1 subtype 1
Exons: 6
Coding region: 267-2936 (889 amino acids)
Biological process (GO): cellular response to epidermal growth factor stimulus; epidermal growth factor receptor signaling pathway
Molecular function (GO): proline-rich region binding
Source: RefSeq, a predicted model, not a curated record
UGUGAGAGGACAACACGUUUGUGCUUUGCAACAGGGAGGCGGUGUCUGCUGCUGCUGCGCACGCGUGUCUCCACUACGCGUUACUGGAUUCUCUGUUGUGGUAUGGCGCUUGGUGUAGGUCCCAUUUCUUUCAAUUUACACAGGAGUCUGGUCACCUAAGAAAGUGGAUCAGGGCAGGCAGUAGCGUCUUGGAGUUGUGGGCUGUGCCAUGUGCCGCUCCUGUAGCUGAGACUCCCUGCAGCCGGUUUGUGUAGCCAGCCCCGAGUAUGGAUCCGCCGCUGGGAUCGGGGUUGUUCGGGAAUGCUAAGGACCUUACUUGGAGCACAGUCUCGCUGUCUCUGGAUGUGCUGGUUAGUUCGUACCGGUUGCCGCAGAUUGCUAAACUGGAUGCUGGUGAGUCAGUUGAAGGCCUUCGAGAGAAUGAUUGUGUUCUGAUUCAUUCAUGCCGACAAUGGACAACCAUCACAGCCCACAGCCUGGAGGAGGGUCAUUAUGUAAUUGGUCCAAAGAUAGAAAUUCCUGUCCACUAUGGAGGACAGUUUAAACUGCUUGAACAAGAUCGUGAUGUCAAAGAGCCUGUGCAGUAUUUCAACAGUGUGGAGGAGGUGGCAAAAGCAUUCCCAGAGCGAGUUUACGUCAUGGAGGAAAUAACAUUCAAUGUUAAGGUUGCUUCUGGUGAAUGUAACGAAGAUACAGAGGUUUACAAUAUCACCCUGAGCACAGGCGAUGAAUUAACUCUAAUGGGACAGGCUGAAAUACUUUAUGCAAAGACAUUCAAGGAGAAGUCACGACUUAACACUAUUUUCAAAAAGAUUGGGAAGCUGAACUCUAUCAGCAAGCUCGGCCGUGGUAAAAUGCCUUGUCUCAUCUGUAUGAAUCACCGAACCAAUGAAAGCAUAAGCCUUCCAUUCCAGUGUAAGGGUAGAUUUAGUACACGAAGCCCACUUGAAAUUCAGAUGCAAGAAGGAGAGCACUUGAUCCGUAACAUUGUUGAAAAGACAAGAUUACCAGUGAAUGUAAUAGUACCAAGUCUCCCUCCCAGAAAUCCUUAUGACUUGCAUCUCAUUCGUGAGGGACAUCGAUACAAAUUUGUAAAUAUUCAGACAAAGACCGUUGUAGUCUGCUGUGUGUCACGAAACAAUAAGGUUGUCCCUUUGCACUUCCCACUUCACUUAACUCUCCCAAAAUUUGUCCUCCCUGAAGGAUUAAUCAAAGGAGAAGUGUGGUAUGAGAACAAGAUCCAGCAGUGGGUUAGCAGCUGUCAGGAGCAGUUUGACAUUGAUGAGUAUUCCCGAGCCGUCCGGGAUGUGAAAACUGACUGGAAUGAUGAAUGUAAGAGCCCCAAAAAGACUUGGUGCACAGGUCAUAGUCAUGUGCCAAACUCUCUCAGCUAUGCCCGCGAUGAACUGACUCAGUCUUUCCAUCGACUUUCUGUUUGUGUCUAUGGUAACAACUUGCAUGGAAACAGUGAGGUUAAUCUUCAUGGCUGCCGAGAGGUAAACACAGACUGGAAUUUGUUUCCCCAUGACCCCCUUCAGUAUCCAGAUUCUGGAGACAGUGGAAGUGACUACCUUUUCCCUGAAGUAAAUGAAGAACCCAACAGUUACCCAGCAAAGUCAGAACUUCCCUAUGAGGAGUUGUGGUUGGACCAGGCCAUGGGAAAAUGUGGUCAGGGAAUUUCUAUACCUAUCAAUGAUAAGAACAAAUGUGAUAAUCAUGGAAGAAGUUCCACUCAUUCAAAGUGUGGCAUCUCAUCAUCCCUUCCUGCUUCAUGUCCACUGUCUACAGCAAAGUCACCAGUGAAGUUAACAGAGAGUUCCUUGCCUCCACCUCCAGUGCCUCCAAAGUCUGAAGCUGUAAAAGAGGAAUGUAGACUUUUAAAUGCCCCACCUAUCCCACCACGGAGUUCCAAGCCAUCUUCAACAAGUCCGUUAAUUCCUCCUCGAACAAGUAAACAGAUUCGACAGCAGACGCGAUCCCCUAGUCCUACCCUCUCAUAUUACUCAUCUGGAUUGCAUAAUAUUACUGUAACAGAUGACAAUGGAUCACAUCCUGCAGAGAAUGCACCUGUUUCCUGCAAUCCUUGUAAAUGGAUGAAGACUGAUGCUGUAGAUUAUGAGAAGAAGUCUCCUUUUGGAAGCCCUUGCUCCAAUGUUGCAGCUACUCGGUCAUCAUGGCCCAGCCAUUUUUGUGGAGCCACAGAAUGCCAGGAUAUUCAUAACUUUAUGUCAGAUCAAUGUAGAAGUUACUAUAGCUAUCCACGGCAAAAAACUCCAGGUACACCAAAGAGAAACUUUCCAAGUUUUGAUUUUUUUGCCACAGAUCUCCCUGGUGGCAGUGUAUCUGGGCAAGGUACAACAACUGAUGAUUAUUGCAUUAUCUCUGGCUGCCCUAAAUCUGCAAGCUAUUCAGUAGAAUCAUCUAGUAAAACACUCUUGCUUGAAGACACUACAAAACAAAGCCAGUCAUGCCCUGCCUUACCCCCACGGGCUGCAAAAUUAAAUGGCGAGAAAUUUGUGAUGGAAGCAUUGUCAUUUCCUUUAACAAUAGAUGGUGCUGAAGCAGAAUGUCAGACUUCUUCACUGGACGUAACAGAAGGAAGCUAUUUUACCAGUUCAGGUGGCCAGGAUGUUUUUUCAAUUUCUUAUCCAUUUUCAUCUCCUCUGCAUCUUCAGCUGGCACCAAGAUCUUGUGGUGAUGGCUCACCAUGGCAACCCCCUUCUGACCUCUCAGUCCUUUCAAUAGAGGAGGUAUCAAAAUCCUUACGAUUUAUAGGUCUCCCUGAAGAUGUUGUUUCUCUUUUUGUAGCUGAAAAGAUUGAUGGUAGUUUACUUGUGCAACUUACGGAAGAGAUUCUUUCAGAAGACUUUAAAUUAAGUAAACUGCAAGUUAAGAAACUUUUACAGUUCCUCAGUGGCUGGCGACCUAAAAUGUAGUUGACAUAUCUAAUAAAUGCAUACUUGAGGUAACAAUAAUUGUGAAAAGACUGGGAUUGAUUUAAACUACAAAUAUUUUGCACUAAAAAGUUUGUAAAUAAUGGUGAAUUAGCAAAUACUAUGCAGAUACAUUGCAGGUACUAAUCAUUGGCCGGUUUUCUGUCUGCCAAUAAAAAUGAUAUACAUAAAAAAUGUUGUGUCCCUUUUACAUCACGAAGUGAUUGACAUCUGCUAAACUGCAUUUAUUUGGUGGGGAAAUUAAUGUGCAUUU